Adineta ricciae is the source of this 660-nucleotide messenger RNA. Lineage: Eukaryota; Metazoa; Rotifera; Eurotatoria; Adinetida; Adinetidae. The record is from the annotation of a GenBank genome assembly.
AUGCAAACCUACGUGGGUAUUGAUGGAUCACAAAUUUUAUAUGAUCCUCAAUCUGGUAAUAGCUACACACUCAUUGGUAACAAAUUCAACAAUGACAACAAUAAUUAUAAUGGCAACUAUAGAUACGCUCAACAGUCAAAAAAUAACAUGCCGCAAAAGUAUGACAACGGGUACUACGAACAAUGCGGAGCUCAUUCACAUAUGAGUACCAGCACGAAAAGUCAACAACAACAAUAUCAACACAAAUACCAAAAACAAACGAACACGUGGCAGAAAAGUGUACAGCAGAUGGAUUAUGAAGAGAACAACAUUCCGGUAGUUUCAAUAGAUAAUGAAAGAAGAGAGUACGGCUCAGCAAUACGCACAAGUACUCCGGAUCAACGUCAACGAGAACAAUGCAACUUAAUUACAACAGAAGAUCACUCAGAUGGCUCAGCGAACAAUUUUUCAUCACAACAUCCAUUCUCCUCAGAUCCAAAACGACCACUCAAUGAUAGCGGAGAAUUCGUUAUCAAAAGCUCAAAUAAAACAAGAAAGAAAUCGCAUCAUAGAGAAGACCAGCAAACCAACACCAUCACCAACGAAAACGGAAAACCCAAUUAUCCAAUUUCGGUGGAACAUCUUCAAAGAGCAGUUUUAGCAAGGCCAAGAUUCAACUAG